GGGUUCUCUGGGCUAAGUGGAAAGGAGCAAGUAAAUAGGUCGAUUACCCUUCUGCAGCAAACAGACUUUCUUAGGUCCCCGCCUUAAGAUUAAUAAGAGGAUGAAAUGACUGAUACGGCCUGUCACCCAGAGGCAGGGAGGCAAACUCUUGAGUCAGCAGCCAUUGAAGACUACUAGGCACAAGUAACCUGGGAUGUCUUACCUGUCUCUCAGCAAACCAAACUCCUUAAGACUCCCUAUCCCAGGCUCUUUUUCCCCAUCAGGUCCAAGAGGUUUCCUAGACAAAAACAUCUCUGGGUCUCCGAACUUUUAAAAAAAUAUUUUUCUGGAGAACGGCCUAUGACGUCAACUCCCCACCCCGCUCUGCCGCCAACGCCCAGAAACACACGUCAAAGGAGUCCGCCAUCUUCCCUGAGGCAGCAUUGCGCAUGCGCUCCCGAUUGCCGGGCAAAGAGCUAUUUUUAAGCCCUCUCGGCACCCUUACGUUGCGGGGCCCCUCAGUGACGGUUUGCGCGACGUCCGGCUCUGGCCGGAAGCUGGAAAAGGAGGAGUAAGUGUUACCAGAUACCAGGGCUUUUAACUUUAGAGGUGUAUCCUGUACUUUACUUUAUUGGGGACUCUGAAUCCAGUCUAAGUUCUUCAGCUUAAUCAGACACUAUGGAGGCACCUCCCGUCACCAUGAUGCCUGUCACUGGUGGUACCAUUAACAUGAUGGAAUACCUGCUGCAGGGAAGUGUUUUAGAUCACAGCUUGGAAAGCCUCACGCAUCGCCUUCGUGGCUUGUGUGACAACAUGGAACUCGAGACUUUCUCUGAUCACGAGAUGGUAUUCCUCCUUAAAGGCCAGCAGGCCAGUCCCUUUGUUCUAAGGGCCCGGCGCUCUGUGGAUAGGGCCGGAGCACCGUGGCACCUGCGCUACCUGGGACAGCCUGAGGUGGGAGACAAGAACCGCCAUGCGCUGGUGCGAAACUGCGUGGACAUUGCAACAUCUGAGAACCUCACCGACUUCCUGAUGGAAAUGGGCUUCCGCAUGGACCAUGAGUUCGUCGCCAAGGGACAAUUGUUCCGUAAGGGCCCCAUGAAGAUUAUGGUGUACAAGAUCUACCGUAUUCUGGUGCCAGGGAACACAGAGAGCAUUGAGGCCUUGUCACUCUCCUACCUUGUGGAACUAAGUGUUGUUGCACCGGCUGGGCAGGACAUGGUCUCUGAUGACAUGAGGAACUUUGCAGAGCAGCUGAAACCUCUAGUUCACCUAGAAAAAAUAGACCCCAAACGGCUCAUGUGACCGAGAUAAUCUGUCACUGUUGGGACUUGUCUUCACCUGUUACAAAGAAGACGUUAUAAAUGCCCCAUUUCACCACUGCCAGCUGGGCUUGCUUUCCUUAGGAAGGAGGACAGUAAAAACUUAAUUGGUUCUUUUCUCUUUUCCUCAUGUGGCAAGUUCACUUUUGUGACAGCCUUUCUAAAUUAAAGACUCAGGAAAACGGAGAAUCUACUUAAUCCUUCUGCACAAAAAGGGGAAAUAGGGAUAAAUGAGCUUCUAGAAAGAAAAAUCUCUUAAUUGUUUUGCCAUUUGUGUAUAAGGUUUAUGAAAUAAGGAGCUCAUAUUGUGUGGUAAUAAAGGCUAUGAAGGGAAAUGUCUAUUUCUGACACUACCCCAUUACUCUGCUAAUUUGGGAUGGAUUCAUUACCAAUUAGAACAAAAAAAAAGUGACAGGUUUUAGUUUGGAUUUUGGUAGAGAUGGUAGUUUUUACCUCAUAAAAAUAGCAUGUGUUUGUUGUUGGAAAUUUAAAUACAAAAGAAAAAUAACCUGUAAUCCUAUUAUUCAAAGAAAUGUACUAUUUCUACUUUGUUAUGUAUCCUCCUGGUUUUCAUUUUUGUAAAUCUGUGUAUAUGAUCUAUACUUAUUUCAUAACAAA
Artibeus jamaicensis (Jamaican fruit-eating bat) is the source of this 1919-nucleotide messenger RNA. It is a transcript of the gene MED18, whose product is annotated as mediator complex subunit 18. The transcript has 4 exons. Bases 658 to 1284 code for a protein of 208 amino acids. Gene Ontology annotation, molecular function: transcription coregulator activity. Gene Ontology annotation, biological process: regulation of transcription by RNA polymerase II; termination of RNA polymerase II transcription. Gene Ontology annotation, cellular component: core mediator complex; mediator complex. The record is from RefSeq and is a predicted model, not a curated record. Lineage: Eukaryota; Metazoa; Chordata; Mammalia; Chiroptera; Phyllostomidae.